This is a messenger RNA of Colletotrichum destructivum, 1350 nucleotides long. RefSeq lists its product as uncharacterized. The record is from RefSeq and is a predicted model, not a curated record. Bases 436 to 933 code for a protein of 165 amino acids. The transcript is spliced from 7 exons. Lineage: Eukaryota; Fungi; Ascomycota; Sordariomycetes; Glomerellales; Glomerellaceae.
GAGAAAAAGACCACAGAAAAAGUAUCCGCUAACACGAAGGACAUGGAUCCCAGGGCAAAUACGCCCGGCACACAAAGUUGGUUCCGACUUGGAGCUACCACCUCACCUCGCCUAUACCGCCCUCCGAGCUGCCCUGUGCUUGUGUCUCUGUACUGUGUGUGCUGUGUGUGCUGUGUGCUGUUCUCGUGCUUGUGCCCCUCCCCUCUCCUGAAGCCCCGAUCGCUAGCCCCGAGCGAAGCUUGACGCAAAAGGCUCCCAGACCAUUCCUACUGGCCAGAUCUGCACACGUUACGUCGUCAUCCGGCUCUUUCCCUUUCACCUGCUAAUUCCAACGCAGACUCAAGCUUCCCGCGUACCUUGCAUACUACCCACAUUGCUCACUCGCAAUAACGCACAGCUUUUGCUACCCGACCAAGCUUCCAUUUAGCCGCCAACAUGUCUGCUCAGGAUCGCGUCCAAAACUACAUCGGUCAGCUCGACCGUGAGCUGUCCAAGUACCCCGCCCUUAACAACAUCGAGAAGUCGACCAACGUCCCCAAGGCUUACGCCGCCAUCGGAGUCGCUUCCCUCUACUUCUUCCUCAUCAUCUUCAACCUUGGCGGCCAGCUUCUCACCAACUUUGCCGGCUUCAUCCUCCCCGGAUACUACUCCCUGAACGCUCUGUUCACUGCCAACAAGCAGGACGACACCCAGUGGUUGACCUACUGGGUUGUCUUUGCCUUCUUCACCGUUGCGGAGAGCCUCGUCAACGUCAUCUACUGGUUCCCCUUUUACUUCACCUUCAAGUUCGUUUUCCUGCUGUGGCUCGCUCUUCCCACCUUCCGUGGUGCUGAGAUCAUCUUCAACUCCUUCCUUACCCCCAUGCUGGCCAAGCACUUCAACAGUGCCUCGACUGCCUCUGGCCUCCGGGCCCAGGCUGGCAAGGCUGAGUAAAGUCGCGCUGGCGCUAGCUCAUCAAAAAGGUUGAUUGCCAUAAGAGAUCCACCUACGACGAGUUAUACAGCUGGUCCAACUUCAUCCCAGUGGCAUUCGCAAGCUAGUCAACCGGACGUUAUGCGGCGACCAAGAGCACAAAGAGUACGGGAUGGGGUAUCAAGAGGCUAGCUUUACCCCCUAGACGACAACGGUAAUGGCUUGUUCAGAGUUGGUCGAUGGGGCCCAAAGGAACGCAAGGGUCACGACGGACCGGCUGAAUAAGCUCCUGUUACCCAGAUGAAGCUACUGUGUACUGCAGGAUUUGGAGUCGAUGACUUCUGCAAUGGAGUAGACGGUACCAGAUGCUAACCCCCAUCGUGCGACAUUUGUUGUCAUUGUUCAGCAGUCGUAUUUUCUUGGUGACAUGGUGAAAAC